UAUUUGUCAUAAGGGAAGCGAGGAGGGAUAAACUAGCUAAGCUUGCAGUUGAUGUGUUAACUAAGAUAGAGAAGGGAGGAUGAGCAGCUCAGAGGAGGUGUCCUGGAUAUCCUGGUUUUGUGGACUCAGAGGCAAUGAGUUCUUCUGUGAGGUUGAUGAAGACUACAUACAGGACAAGUUUAACCUGACAGGUUUGAACGAGCAGGUGCCUCACUAUCGCCAGGCCUUGGACAUGAUUCUUGACCUGGAGCCAGAUGAGGAGCUUGAAGACAACCCCAAUCAGAGUGACUUGAUAGAGCAGGCAGCGGAGAUGCUCUACGGGCUCAUUCAUGCACGUUACAUCCUCACAAACAGAGGCAUUGCACAGAUGUUGGAAAAAUAUCAGCAAGGGGAUUUCGGCUAUUGCCCCAGAGUCUAUUGUGAGAAUCAGCCAAUGCUUCCUAUUGGUUUGUCAGACAUCCCUGGAGAAGCCAUGGUGAAGCUUUAUUGCCCAAAGUGCAUGGAUGUUUACACCCCCAAAUCCUCCAGACACCACCACACAGAUGGAGCCUACUUUGGGACAGGGUUCCCCCACAUGCUGUUCAUGGUGCACCCCGAGUAUCGUCCAAAGCGACCAGCCAACCAGUUUGUGCCAAGGCUAUAUGGUUUCAAAAUUCACCCGAUGGCUUAUCAACUCCAACUUCAGGCUGCGUCGAGUUUCAAGAGCCCAGUCAAGACAAUUCGCUAGAACUCCGCUUUGACGAACACAGUGGACUUAAAGACUUUGUUGUUUACUACUUGUUUGAAGGAAUGGAUUAAAUAUUCCCACUGAAUGCCUGUACAGUUUCCCCAGCUCCCCUCUGUGUUGAUAGACCCUCAGAUUCAUUUCUUCUCAUUUAGUAAAACACUGUUACAGUUGAGCAGAUUAGUUUUUCCGCAUUAAACACGUACUCCUGA
Epinephelus moara (kelp grouper) is the source of this 936-nucleotide messenger RNA. Its product is annotated as casein kinase II subunit beta. Bases 80 to 727 code for a protein of 215 amino acids. The record is from RefSeq and is a predicted model, not a curated record. The transcript has 7 exons. Gene Ontology annotation, cellular component: protein kinase CK2 complex; cytoplasm. Gene Ontology annotation, molecular function: protein kinase regulator activity. Lineage: Eukaryota; Metazoa; Chordata; Actinopteri; Perciformes; Serranidae.